UAUCAUUGGUAUUUGCAUGCAUUGGAAAAGGCCAAACAAGCAAAAAAGAUAAAAAGAAAAUAUUGGAUUGGAUCCUUUACUCUGUAGAAGUGAGUGGACUACCUGCGAGUGUAGAAGGUAGAACAAGAAACAAAAAACAACAAAGAUGCCGAGGAGUAGAUUUGCAGGAUCAUUGAUUUCUCCGAAGGUGGAUGUUGUCAUUGAUAUGGGAAACCCUUUUCUUAAUCAUACUGUUGAUGCUUUCUUGAAGAUCGGCACUGUUGCUGCUACCAAAACUGUUGCUGAAGAAACUUAUGAAAUUGUCAAAAGAGGUAGUGUUUCGAAUCACAACUUUGAGAAAUCGUUGAAGAAAAUGUGUAAAGAAGGUGCUUAUUGGGGGACUGUUGCUGGGGUAUAUGCUGGAAUGGAGUAUGGAGCUGAGAGAAUUCGUGGAACCAGAGAUUGGAAGAAUGCAAUGAUUGGGGGUGCAUUGACAGGAGCUAUCGUAUCUGCUGCAAGUAAUAACAACAGGGACAAGAUUGUUAUGGAUGCCAUUACAGGAGGUGCUGUUGCUACUGCUGCAGAGUUCCUUAAUUAUCUCACAUGAGUUGAGCAAAGAGAAAUAAGAAUUUUUUUACCUGCUAUUGCAACACAAUGCUUAGCAGUUCCGCUGUUUCUCUCUAAUUGUAUCCGUUCAAAAAUACAAGCUUGUGACAGAUGAAUCUUAGACUCUCUGACUACUUGUAAUUCUAUCUACAAUUUAGCCAUCUUUCUCUAUCAUUUGCUUUUGAAAUGGAGUGACAUGAACAAUGAGGAUUCAUUCAUUCA
This is a messenger RNA of Capsicum annuum, 807 nucleotides long. RefSeq names its product outer envelope pore protein 16, chloroplastic. The transcript has 6 exons. Gene Ontology annotation, molecular function: amino acid transmembrane transporter activity. Lineage: Eukaryota; Viridiplantae; Streptophyta; Magnoliopsida; Solanales; Solanaceae. The coding region runs from base 146 to 586 and encodes 146 amino acids. Gene Ontology annotation, biological process: protein import into chloroplast stroma. The record is from RefSeq and is a predicted model, not a curated record. Gene Ontology annotation, cellular component: chloroplast outer membrane.